Molecule: messenger RNA, 891 nt
Organism: Haemonchus placei
Lineage: Eukaryota; Metazoa; Nematoda; Chromadorea; Rhabditida; Trichostrongylidae
Source: the annotation of a GenBank genome assembly
AUGUUAGACAACCUUCCAUCGCAUAUUCGUCUACGCGUCUAUCAGCUAAUCGAACCGAAGGACCUAAAAUCGCUUCGCGCUGUUCAACGUCGUGAUUACGAUUUCAUUACCAGUAAUCGUAAUUGUCUACGAAAAACACCGGUGUUGCUGCGCGUACGAGCCGAAGAACACGGAUUCAUCAUCGAUGUUUAUAAAGCCCAAUUUUCGUUAGACAAACCCAGACGAUUCGCCAUAAUUUCGUCCGAAUUGGACGAGUUUUAUCGCUUCAAGGAACUCACUGUAAAGGGAUUGAUACUCGAAAGUGCUCCUGAUGGGGAUACACCGCUACUUUUUCACGCGGCGCGCUUACUGCCACUCGAUACCGAAUGUUCACUGACUUUCAAAUCACUAUGCUUCUCUGAUUCCGACAUUACUCAAGUAUUAAUCAUGCUGACUCAGAUUCGAUCAAUACCUCUUUUGAAGCUCAAGGAGUGUGUCUUUCCGGCUGAUUCUGUGGCUCGUUUCUUUCUUCAGUCUCAGAUCACUUCACGUUCUUUCCGAAUUGAAGACGAUCAAAGCUUUACAAAGGGCAGCGAAGGUACAUCAAACGAUAUUGGUGACGAGUUGCUGAGCGUAUUUCUAUCGUCGGAUUGUGAUGCUAUCAGCCUUUCCACCGUUGAAGAAGUAUCCUUCCGUGGAUUAACGAAUUUCAUCCGGGAAUGGCGUCGCAGUCCUCGACAAUUUUCGCAAGCUUCGUUCGUACGAUCACAAAGAUUCGACAAUGACUCACAUUUCGACCUCGUUCCGUCGACGAUCUAUCCGUUGUGCAAAUCGGAUCUCGUACUGCGAGCUGAACUCGAGAGGCGGCACGAAGUGCGUCUAGUCGCUGAGCGGCUUAGGAACUACGUCUGA